Diuraphis noxia (Russian wheat aphid) is the source of this 1318-nucleotide messenger RNA. It is a transcript of the gene Prp18, whose product is annotated as pre-mRNA processing factor 18. NCBI's taxonomy places the organism in Eukaryota, Metazoa, Arthropoda, Insecta, Hemiptera, Aphididae. The record is from RefSeq and is a predicted model, not a curated record. Gene Ontology annotation, biological process: RNA splicing; generation of catalytic spliceosome for second transesterification step. Gene Ontology annotation, cellular component: U2-type post-spliceosomal complex; U5 snRNP; U4/U6 x U5 tri-snRNP complex.
CUAUUAUCUAUAAACCUUGAAUAUGAGUAAUCUUUUAUCUAUGUGUAUUUGUGAUUAUAAAGUGAUAAUCACGGUCUAAGAGUUUGAGUGAUUUGUUAUUGUGUUACAAAAUUAUUAAUUAAUGUUGAAUUAAAUUCCAAUUCUACAAUGGAUCUUUUAAAAGCUGAAAUAGAAAAGAAGAGAAAACAAUUAGAAAAUGCUAAUUUACUUAAUCCGAAUAGAAAAUUCUUUAAAAGAUCUGAUUUAUUAAACAAAGAACGAGAAGAAUACCUGAAAAAAAGUACUAUAAAAAUUGAAGGUCUUGAAAAUCCAGUCGAAAAACAAUCGUCAGGUAGUGGUGAUGAAAGUAAUAGUUCUACAUCUGAGAAACAUACCUUGUCAAGAAAAGAAGUAAUUCGUAGGUUGAGAGAUCGUGGUGAACCUAUUACAAUGUUUGGUGAAUCAGAACUUGAUUCUUUUAAAAGACUGCGUAGAAGUGAACUUGCUGAACCAGAGUCAAAUAAGGGUUUCAGAAAUGAUUUUCAAGAAGCAUUAGAAAAAGUCGAUCAAGACUAUUUAGAUAAGCUGAUGACAAAUAAGGCACCUGAAAAAACUUACACAGAGUUGGAAAGCAUGGAAGAAGCAAUGGCAACUUAUGAAACCAUUCAAUCUAAAGCUGGUAUUUUAGGAAGAAGGCGUGAUCGAUCUCAAGAUAUGGAAAUUAUUCUACAGCUUUUACAAUUGUUAUUGAAAAUGUGGGAGGUUCAACUUAACGCUAGAUCUGUUAAGGAAAAAGCUAGUACAAAAGGAAAGUUAGCGUUAGCUACUUACAAUCAAACACAAAUUUACUUGAAACCGUUAUUAAGAAAACUAAAAAACAGUAGUUUACCUGAUGAUAUUUUGGAUAGUCUUACACUUAUCACAAAACAUAUGUUAGAGAAAGAUUAUUUAAGAGCCAGUGAUGCAUACUUGGAAAUGGCUAUUGGUAAUGCUCCGUGGCCUAUUGGAGUAACUAUGGUCGGUAUUCAUGCUCGUACAGGACGAGAAAAGAUUUUCUCCAAAAAUGUUGCACAUGUACUAAAUGAUGAAACACAAAGAAAAUACAUUCAGGCCUUGAAACGUUUAAUGACUAAAUGUCAACAAUUUUUCCCAACUGAUCCAUCUAGAUGUGUUGAAUAUGCUCCAGAUACAUAAUGUAUUAUUAUAUCAAUACAUAAAAAUAUUAUUCACAUUGUAUUAUAAUAUUAUUAAGACUUAAGAUGAUGUAUCAUAUCUAAAGUAAAACUAAUGCUUUAUUUAACUAAUAUAAUUACAUAAUUUAUUGUAAAAAGUUAUAAAA